Messenger RNA from Venturia canescens, 2920 nucleotides. It is a transcript of the gene sip1, whose product is annotated as septin interacting protein 1. The record is from RefSeq and is a predicted model, not a curated record. Gene Ontology annotation, molecular function: nucleic acid binding. The transcript is spliced from 6 exons. Gene Ontology annotation, cellular component: U2-type post-mRNA release spliceosomal complex. Gene Ontology annotation, biological process: spliceosomal complex disassembly. NCBI's taxonomy places the organism in Eukaryota, Metazoa, Arthropoda, Insecta, Hymenoptera, Ichneumonidae. The coding region runs from base 214 to 2766 and encodes 850 amino acids.
AUACCUAGAAUUCCAGGUCUGGAGAACCUAUGGGAAUUUAUUUACUUCCAAAGCAGUCCUUUAUUGAGUCAUCAGUUAACCUAAAAUAUCCAUUGUUUUGUCAAAACGUUUCAAACAAUUCAAACGUUUGUCACGACGAUACGAAUGACGAACGAGCUCAACAAACGUACAGUGGCAUUGUAUCUAUAGCGGAUUUGAACCAUCCGAAUAAAAAUGGCUGAAGAUGAAAUGGAAAGCUUUGAAAUCACUGACUACGAUUUGGAUAAUGAAUUCAACAUCAAUCGACCACGACGGAAACUCACGAAACAGCAGCAAAUGCUUGGUAUAUGGGCCGAUGACAGCGAUGAAGAGCAAUCAACUGUUAGACAACCCAAACAUUAUAACAAAGGGCCCAAAAACUAUACCGCUCCUGUCAAUUUUGUUGCUGGUGGAAUUCAUAAGCCAAGUGAGAGCAAGUCUGAUAAAAAGAAAGAUGAUAAGGAUGGGAAGGCUGAAGAUGAUGACGAGGAUCAAGAGGACGAUGAUGAUACCCAGAGGCCACGUAGAGGGGACAAUGAUUAUGUGCCCAACAGCUCAGACGAUUCUGAUAGCGAAUCGAUAAGUAACGUGAAGGCAAGGCCAUCAUUUUCAAUGAAUCCAAACGCGCAUGGAGACAUAGCAGGAUUAAGAAGAAAAGGAGAAAAAUUAAAUCCAGCACUAAUGAAGACUGGAGUGGGCAGUUGGGAAGUCCAUACGAAGGGAAUAGGAGCCAAGCUCUUGCUUCAGAUGGGCUUUGAGCCAGGAAAAGGUUUGGGAAAGAAACUCCAAGGUAUAAGCGCACCAGUGGAGGCUCAUUUGCGAAGAGGGAGAGGAGCGAUCGGGGCUUACGGUCCUGAAAAAUUAGCUAAAAUUCCUGAGAAGAAGAAAGAUGAGGAUGUGGAAGAGGCUAAAGAAUUCAAAGUCAAAUUGUCACAGUGGCGAAAGACCGAUGGGGCAAUUAAUAAUGCAAAAAAGAAGAUUCGCUAUCAUUAUCGAAGUGUUGAUCAGGUUCUGGAGGAGGGGAAAGCAUUACCGGACAGAAGGCCCGCAGGAGGUGCGAGCAGUGACAUGAGCAGAGUGAAGGUGAUAGACAUGACUGGACCAGAGCAACGAGUUCUCAGUGGCUACCACGCGAUUGCAAGUGGUCAAAAACGUCCCGACGAAAACCUCAUUAUUACCGAUAAGAAAACUUCCGGCUAUUUCGAACUACCUGAACUCAAGCACAAUCUCAAUCUUUUGGUUGAUAUGUGCGAACAGAAUAUCAUUCAAAAUGAUAGAAGAACUCGCUGUUUGAGUGACCGUUCGGUUGCUCUCGUAGCCGAGAAAAAGAACAUAACAAAAGUGGUUGGCCAGCAGGAACAAUUGAUCGAUACACUUGCAGGAGUUCUCGCGAUCAUAGAAAAAUUAGUUCAUCAAAAUGACUCGAUCGCUUUGAAAGAAACUGCGGAAGCUUUCAAAAAAUUACAGGACAAAUAUUACGAGGAAUACAAACUCUACGAGUUAGGUGACCUGGCCAGUAGUUUCGUAGCUCCAAAAUUAAAGGACAGUCUUGCCACGUGGAAUCCACUUGUUCAGCCUAAACAACCGAUCUCUCUGAUCAAAGAGUGGAAGGAUAUUCUUGAGGUUGGAACUGGUACUCUACAGUCGAGGAACAUGCAACCGUACGAUCAAUUGAUCUGGAACGCUUGGAUGCCAUCGAUCCGUGGAGCAGUGCAAGAAUGGAAGUGUCGACAACCUGAACCAAUGAUCGAAUUGAUAGAAGAUUGGAUGCCACUACUUCCAGCGUGGAUUUUAGAAAACAUCUUAGACCUGAUAGUGCUCCCAAAAUUGACGCUCGAAGUCGAAGAGUGGAAUCCACUGACCGACACCGUCCCUAUUCACACAUGGAUUCAUCCAUGGUUGCCAAUAAUGCGCAAUCGUUUGGACACACAAAUUUAUCCAAUAAUCCGUCGUAAAUUGGGCUCGGCCUUGGGCGGUUGGCAUCCGUCUGACAGAUCGGCCCGACUCAUGCUCCAACCUUGGUCCCAGGUCUUUGCCAAGGGUGACAUGGAAGCUUUCCUCGUGAAAAACAUUCUUCCCAAGCUACAAAUAGCGCUCUCCGAGUUCGUUAUCAACCCUCACCAGCAACAUUUGGAUCAGUGGAACUGGGUCUACGAAUGGGCUACUUUACUACCGAUACAAAUAAUGGUUGGAUUAUUAGACAAAUUUUUCUUCCCCAAGUGGCUUCAGGUACUCGCGAUGUGGCUCAAUCACUCGCCCAAUUACGAUCAAAUUACCAAUUGGUAUAUGGGCUGGAAGGGUAUGCUGAAUGAUAGAUUAUUGGCUGAACCAAUUGUCAAAGACUACUUUAAAAAAGCACUGGAUAUGAUGAAUCGAGCUGUGGCGACUCCUCAGGCGCAUCAGCCAGGAGCGAUGGAGCAAGUUUCGUAUCUUACGAGUUUGGAGCGAAAUCAGUCGACACCAUCGCAAAUACCCCCAACGGCGCAACCAAGAAUCGAGCGACUCGCUGAGGCUGUGCGUACUGCUUCACAAAUACCUCAAGGCUUCAAGGACCUCGUGCAGAAAAAGUGUGAGGAACGAGGCAUCCUUUUCAUGCCUAUUCCUAACAGGUAUCGAGAGGCAAAACAAGUGUACAAAGUUGGUAACGUUCAGGCUUUCAUCGAAGGAAAUGUACUUUUCGUCUGUCACAACGGCUCGAAUUGGGUACCAACGAACUUGAACGCUCUGCUUGACAUGUCCGAGAUGUAACCAAUGUAUAAUUAUGUAAAUAUUAACGUUUUUAUCAAUGAUACAGAUAAAUAUUAUCGAUCGAUCGAUAUUUAUGGUUAAAACAGUUGUUUAGUAACUCAACAAAUAACAAAUCAUUCCAGACGGGUUCUUCAGCCUGGAAAUGUCUUGUAAA